CGGAGUGCAGGAGCGGCUGCCUCAUGAACCUGCCUCCGCAGCUCUCCUUCGCCCUGUAUGUGGCCGCCUUUGCCCUGGGCUUCCCGCUCAAUGUCCUGGCCAUCAGAAGCGCGGCUUCCCACGCCCGGCACCGCCUCACUCCCAGCCUGGUCUACGCCCUCCACCUGGGCUGCUCUGAUCUCCUGCUGGCCAUCUCUCUGCCCCUGAAGGCCGUGGAGGCCCUGGCCUCAGGGGUUUGGCCUCUGCCGGUCCAGCUGUGCCCCGCCUUUGCCCUGGUCCACUUUGCCCCGCUCUACGCUGGCGGGGGCUUCCUGGCUGCUCUGAGCGCCGGCCGCUACCUGGGCGCAGCCUUCCCCCUGGGCUACCAAGCCCUCCGGCGGCCGCGCUACUCCUGGGGCGUCUGCGUGGUGAUAUGGGCCCUCGUCCUGUGUCAUCUGGGGCUGGUCUUUGGGUUGGAGGCUCCGGGAGGUUGGCUGGACAACACCACCAGCUCCC
This is a messenger RNA of Ictidomys tridecemlineatus (thirteen-lined ground squirrel), 495 nucleotides long. The record is from RefSeq and is a predicted model, not a curated record. Lineage: Eukaryota; Metazoa; Chordata; Mammalia; Rodentia; Sciuridae.